This is a messenger RNA of Struthio camelus australis, 11224 nucleotides long. The record is from RefSeq and is a predicted model, not a curated record. Lineage: Eukaryota; Metazoa; Chordata; Aves; Struthioniformes; Struthionidae.
AUGAACGUGGGGAGCUCUCGCUCAUGCGAGCGAGAUGUCGCCGCCCGUCAGGGCACGGGCCCGCCGUCAGCGUCCGCAGCAGCGAAUCAUCUAGGUGCUGCAGGUCACAUCUGCAUUCUCAAAGAUGCUUUUGGCUGUGAAAGUCCAACUGAAAUAGCAAAUCUAAUCUCUUCAGAGAAGUUUGAUGCAGCCCUGGCCAUUCAUCUUUAUAAAGGAGGCAGACUACUGCAAGGUAGCAAAAUUCCUUUUGGAAUUGUCUUUGGUGGGACAGAUAUAAAUGAAGACACCAGAUGUGAAGAGAAACAUCGGAUAAUGGGAGCAGUACUAGCAGAAGCCAGGUUUGCAGUGGCUUUCACGACGAAAAUGAAGGAACUGGCAGCAGCAGAGUGGCCACAUGCUAGGAAGAAAAUAUAUGUCCAAACUCAAGGAAUUAAGACUACACCCAGUGAAACUUUUGACUGGAAUAGAUUUCUACAAAACGCAGGCAUUCCUACAGGUGUGGACAAUUUACACAUUUUUCUUCUGAUAUGUGGACUUCGAAGAAUCAAAGAUCCUCUGUAUUUAGUAGAUGUAUUUUCGGACUGGCACAGAAAGGAACCCAGUGUCCAUCUGGGCAUAAUUGGACCUGCAGUUGAUCCACUUUUUACAAGUGAAGUUGAAGAAAAAGUUAAAAGGGCACCUGGAGUACAUUUAUUACAGGAGAUGUCACAAGAUGAUCUUCAUGCUGCUAUGAAAAGGUGCUUUGCUGUGGUGAACAGCUCCAUUUCAGAGGGAAUGUCUGCUGCAAUUCUGGAGGCAAUGGAUUUAGACAUUCCAGUGCUGGCAAGAAACAUUCCUGGGAAUACAGCAAUAAUAAAACAUACGGAUACAGGACUGCUAUUUUCGGAUCCCCAGGAGUUUGUUUUGCUGUCCAAGAGUUUGAUGAAUGACCCUAUUAUGAAAAGAGAAAUCGUAAGAAAGGCUAAGGACUAUGUGAAGAGACAUCAUUCAUGGGAAUGUGAAAGAAAAACUUAUCAGAAUCUUGUCCUAGGUCUCCAGUGAACUGCAAGACUACAGUUGAUACCCACCAGUCCAUAUCAAGUACUUGAAUGAUGGAAAUGUAAAUAGAUUUAGGUUUUUGUUUGUUUCUUUUUAGAAGAUAUGGUUAGACACACAUGAUUCCGUUCAAACAUACCAACAGCAGAAGACCUGCCUGCUGCAUCAAACUAAUUCAUCUAAGUCACCAUACUGUCUCUGGUGUUACCAAUUCAUUGCAGCCCAGUAUAAUUUUGUAAGAUCACAAGGGAGAAACGUAUCCUCUGAGUGGUCACAAAAUUUCCAUUGUUGUAAAGCCUCAAAAAGGGGACUUUUUUUGUGCAGGUGAGCACCUGACCAAAUAGCACUAAUAUUAAAUGUUGUGAUUGUGCUGCAUCCUAAGAAGUCAGCAGUGAAGUAGCUGUUUUUUCUCCACUAAUACCAAUCCAAAUGUAUUCAGUUUUGCAUGUGAUACACAUAUAAUGUUGUAAAUUAAACCCCAUACAUUCAUAAAGUCAAGGUUUGCUAUAGCUACAGAGUAUAAAAUUAUCAAGGUGAAAGCUUUUUUUAAGAAUAAGAUUAACAUGUCUACAUAUUGAAGACAUGAUAACCUGGGGUCAAAAACAACCAGAGUAUUGGGGCUUGAGGAAACUGAAGUGAACAGGGCAUGUUUUUACCUCGCUGUAGGUACCUGACUUUCUUUCAAAUAAGCUAGUAUUUCCAAAUUUUCUCUGCAUUUUCUCUUGGAUCCUGGAAGCAGAUGAGGAAGGUUGACAGAGCACCCUACAGCUGUACUCAGCUUCCAGAACUGCACAGUACUGCCCUCUGCAGCAAAUAUCUCCACAGACGGAGGUAUUUCAGUAAACUACCUCUUAGUUUGCCAGUGCUUUACCGAUUUACAAAAAGAUUUGACGGCUGCAAAAAGGAAGAAAGAAAAAGUAUAUUCCAUUUACUAUGUACUUGGUACUGUUCUUUCAUUUGUGGAUCUCAGGAUUUAUUAUCAUAACAUAGAAGGAUACUUUAAAAAUGGAGGCUUACCUGAGCUUAAAGUCCUAACUAAUGUUCAUUCCUGACAGCCUACUGGUUAUGGAUACAUCUUUGAAUUAGGUAUUCAAGGAUUACUGUUUAUAGAAAGAAGUGUGUCAUAUUUUAGCUACUUGUUAACUAGAAAAGUGUUUAUUUUGUAUAGGCUUAAGCCAGCCCCUGUCAGAACCACUGGGAAGUUUUCUAUUUACUUGAAUGACUGUUGUGUCAAACGCCUUUCUUUUGUAGUAACGAAGUUCACUGUAUGUUUUAAGUUUUCCACUUUAUUUUUGAUGCUUUGCAACUACAGCAGGUGGGAUAGUAAACAAAAAAGGAAUUUGAAUAUCUCAUAUUUACUUCUCUAAAACUUUUUCCACUUUUAUUGUAAUGUGUUUCUGCUCGGCAUUUCCUUCAAUAACAUCUCAGCCUAUUGCGUAUUCCCUACUGUUCUCAUGAGAAUCAGCAUUUCUUUCACUAACCAGUGACUAGCAAGGCCACUUAGGGGAUCACAGUCUUGACUUUCUUCCAUAGCAACUACAUACUAAAGGAGGAACCCCUACAAUACUGAUUUUUCAGCAUGCCUUCUGUGGUAUGGAACCACUAUAGGCAAUAAAAUCAGGACUAUAUAGCUAUGGAGCUUACUGCGAGGAGUCCUGCUCCGUUCUUCUGCUCCUGCUUCUUCUCAGAUCUCUUCCCACAUGCCUCUGAGCGGCUGCUUAUUCUGCUCUGUGCCGGGGAGGGGGAAACCCAAGGCAUCAUCUUCCUGUAGUAUCUGUUGUCUUCUCAGAAGUACCAGUUGUUAAAAACAAAUAAACAAAUACAUAAUGUAGGGUAGAGGUCAGCUGUACUUUUAAGCACUGAGCUAAUGACAAAUGAUUAGAAAUGCUAAUGACUAGAAAGCUUUUCUAAAGUGUGAUACAUUUAUUACCAAGCUUCAAGCAACUAAACACAAUGAGCCUGAAUUUACACUAAUUCCAGCAAAACAAAGUAUGUGCAAGUGAGAAAUUCUCUUACACCCUCAAAGUGUAAUUAACAUAUGGUUUUUUUCAGGCUGUAUUUAAUCUAUAAAUAUGAAGCCUGCUUGUAAGGAACCAGUAUGCUCAUUUGCAUGCGAUAACCAUACCAGAAACACAAACAACUCUUCUGCAAUAUAUGGGGGGGGGAAGGGAGAGGAAGGAGGGAGCCUGAGGACUGCUUUACAGUUAUCGAAUGAGUCAGUGUUCAUCAAUCAAGGCCAUUCAGCUUUGAUACCAUUUAUCACAUAUGCUUGUAUUCUGCAACAUGAAAUCUGUCUAUUAAGGUUAAAAGGCUGGGGCAACAACUGCUAGGGAAUUUCAUCACAAUAAAUUGCAAUUGAAUUUGUGUUUUAAAUUUCAUCCAGUCUUAUGUUCAAGGCCCAUGAAUAUUCAAUGAGUCUUGUACGUCCUUGUAAAGGAAAUAUUAGAUCCUGUACAGGCAAUUUUAGAUAUAAUUAUCUUUCAUACAACUUCACUCAAACGAUUUUAUAUUUAAGAGUAGUCCUUUUGUUGUCCUGCAGCCCUAAUUAUAGUAUUUAGCUUCCCCUUCAAAGCCCCAUUCCUUAGCCUAGCAGCUUUUCAAGCAAAGCACACCUCAACGGAAUAUGAAUACAGCUCCAAAAACAGCACUUCUUCCCUUCUCAGGAAAAUCCUGCAUUGCCCAUUUACCCGUGUGGCUAAUUCUGUAUUUCAAGACCUUGAAAUGUAUCGUUAAUUAAUCCAAUUACAUGCAUUUUGUUUUGCAAUUAAUUCUGCCAUUGAAUCCACAGGAACUGAGUGAAAGCUGUGGACCCGUACAACGGGUACCACUAUACUGGUGCCUUUCUUGGCACAAUUACUCCAGAAGUAGAGACAAUUUUGUAGUGCUUGGCAAAACUCAGCUAGAGCCUGUGGUUUAUAGAAUGAGAGCUUCCUAAAUUAGGAUUUCAUUUAAAUUGGUUCUAAAACAUACAUAUUCCAGUUUUUAGAGUUCAUUUCUGCAUUCCCAUUAUAGCCUUAACUGGUAUAUGACCUAAGAACACUGUGAUUCUGAGUCAAGCCUUCCUGUAUUUGUCUGCUCCCAAGCAAAAGUUAUUGUGGGCUUAAACCAGCAAAGAUUUGCCACCUGCCCCCUGUGCUGUGUUGACUCUGCUGUUCUGCUGAGCAAGCAGAGCCAACUGCUGUACUCCGCUCCCUCUGCUUCGGCCCUGGUAGAAAGGGCGUUAACAGGCAACUAGUCAGGCUCCACCACAAAGCAUCUCCAUAGGAAGCAAGAGGUUCUUUCUUUAUUUCUUCCUAGAGCAAAUACAACAUUUGUCAGACUCUAACCCUUUGCCAAUACCAUCACUGAACAGUUGGCCCAGAACACUGGCCUUUGGAAAACAGGUUGUACUGAUCUGAACUAUCUUAAUUCACCAAUAACGAUAGCCUUUGAAGCAGCCUAUUCAAUGCGUCUUGAGGGGAAUAAUCUAGUCUAGGGAAAGGAUUUGGUUAGGUAUCUGUAAGGAUUUAAAGAAAACAAAAGUCAACCCUUCCUCUUGGGGCUCAUUACAGCCCGUUUUGAGAAACAUUUUGGAUUUUAGAAAUCAUGUAUGGGGGGAAAAAAAAGCAUAACUCCUGGGAAACCAGAAUACUAAUAUGGCUAUAGAGAUAUUAGUACAUUCUUUAAGUAUUUUAGAAAAAGUAUAUAUCUGAGGAAACUUUUCUCCAAUAAUAAUUAAAGUGGCAUGGCAUUUAGAGAGUUAACAUUCUAAAUUCAGCUUUUGCAAAUGCCACUUUCAAUCUGAUACUGACCCCUGUGAUUUAAAGUCCUGCUAGAAGGCUCAAAGCUACAAAAUUAGCAAAAGGUAGUUACUUGGUGAUCUCAAGGAAAUUAGUUUUGAUGUUUUGCUGUUAACCUAGUUGACAUAUCAUGUCUUAAAGACAACCAUCAAAAGAAAAUGUUACAUUCUAUAUUGGAAGAUUUUCAAGUAUUCCUGCUCCUGCAAAUACAAUUUUACCAUCAAUUUAGCCUGAAUAUUAAGCAGCCUUGAACAUCUGCAAACAGUACCUUUAUGGUAAAUGAAUGCACAAGUACUUCAGUUUUCUUUUACAAAAUAUUCAGCUUUUGUCUAUUGGGCUCAAACUGUUCUGUCCCUUCUCUGCCACCCUGAUCUGUUAAAUCUUUUGGUCAAGAAGAGUUACACGUGAAAAAUAAAGAAACAGUUUUGUCAAAAAUCUUGUCAGAAGAGAUGGGUGCUUCCACAUGGAAAUCAAUCAUUUAAUGGCUCAGUGGGAUCUGAGCUUUUCUUUUUUUUUUUUUUUCCCCUCCAUUAAGUUGUCUAGAGUAAUUUCAUCACUCCAGAACUUAUUUCACUUCCAUCCUCCUCUGUCUGGUUGGUCCAAGUCCAGUUGCUUUAAUGUUUGAAACUUGAACUCUGCAUAAGAGCAGCCCCCUACAGCCUGAUUUGCAAUUGCUUGGUAUAUCCUUGUACGUGUCCCAAUAUUCCUAGCUGUCACAGGUACCUUCAAUGACAUGCCCCAAAGAAAAGUCUUGAUCCUCCAAAUUCUUAUUUGUAUUUAAAAUUUUAUACUAAAGGAGCAGCUAUAAAAAGAAAAGGCUUAAACAAACAAAAGAUUAUGGCCACCAAUAUAGGAGCAAACUGUAUGAUUAAAAGAGGUUUUCUAAUCCUUUUUUUUUUUUUUUUUAAAUGAUCUAAAUUUUCUAAAGGAGUGAAUAAUUUUUAUAUCCAAUUUAAUCCUCUUUAAAUGAACCAUAUUCUCAUCAAGUGAAUACUCCAUACACUAGAUGUCAUUCCUGUGACAUCUAAUUUUAGGUAUUAAAUAUUGAGGGCACUUGAGAUCUGUAGUCAUUUCUAAAAACGUAGGGCAGUAUUUGUUUUGUUCAAUGCUUGAAAAAUGAUUCUAGAAAUUCAUUUCCCCUACAGCAUUACCAUUAAGCUAAUUUAAAAUAUUUUUUUUAAUUAAGCAAUGCAUUUCAAUUAGAACAGAAGAGAACAUCUGGCUACUAAGAAAUCAGUUGUGACCAGCUGACCUGAAACAGCAUUUAACACACCCCUACAGCACCCUUUACCCCUUGCUACUACUGCAGAAGCAAGUUGUAUCACACCUUUUAUGAUAUUUCAGUAUGCCUCUUACGUUGCAAUUUCCAUUCUUGUGUACUUCAGCACAAAUCUUAAGAUGCAAGUCCAGUUAUAGCUAUAACCUUGCUAGCUAGAGGUCACUUAUUUCAUUUGUCUGAUUCAAUCAAGUUACAUCAGGCAUUGAAACUAAAUGCCCCUGUACUGCUUCAAAAAUUAAUCCCCACUGUUGAAGAGUUAUGCUGUUAUUUUAGUAGCUUUAAUGAAGUGAAAUGAGUUACGGAAUCUUUAACUUGAGUAACAUAUCAAAAGCUUAUAUGCUUGGAGCGUGGCCUUUGCCAUCUGUUACAGCCUGCUAGCCUUUUUGCUAUAUGUUGUUGUUCUUCUAACAAUAUGUUCAAAUUAGAUAUCACCUGGAAUCACAUACAAAAAAAAAACUUGCCUGAUCUGUACAACUAUUCCCACCUUGCAUCACCCACUGCAGUGCAUGCCUGAGUCACCUAAAUAAUUAUCUUGCUUUUCCAAGGUGCUGCUUUCCCCUAUCUGUUAGCAUUAAUGCCCAGUGCUGCUGAGAACUGAAGAGGAUACAUGGCUAUUUGUAUAGCUUUUACUACAAAGAUGUUCUGGUUGAAGAGCAAGUCCUGUAAACUUUGCCACAGUGCAAACAAUAAAUACUACUGGCAGUAACUCUUGGCUCUCCAACCCUUAUUUAUGUACCUUUUAUAAUCCAACAAUGACAGAAGUGAUUUGAAGAUCAAGGUAAGAAAGCAAAGGUAACACAUGCUAAUGAAGUAGUAAUAUUCUCAGAUAUUGGUACAAAAUAUUAGCACUUCAGUCCCUAUUUAGGAGUCUACUGCUGCAUUCAGAGUUAAAUUGUGAUACCAUCAUGUGAUACUAUCAUGGCUUUACCCCUUGCUCCUCACACAACAUCUGCGAUUGUUGGAUUAUAAGGUGCUGACAUGAAUAAAGGCAUUAAAGGCUGGCUCACACUUUGUAAUGUGGGUUAAAACAAGUUUUAUCUUAGCCGAAUACUAGUGACAAUAUAGAUGGUUAAGGACCACACUGCAAAUCAGGCCAAGUUGCUGUAGGUUCACAUCAAAAAGAAUGCAACCAAGUAAGAGGCAAUGGGGAAAUUUAAUAAGUUUUUUGAACUAGGUGAAUAUUAGUAGUACGUGUUCUGAAUAGUCAUCAUCUUUUAAUACCAUUUCACUUUCUUUUGACCUCAGUAUGACCCUAGUAAUGAUUCUGUCCUGAACAGGUUUAAAGUCCUUCACAAAGCCUGCAGCUCAUUUUGUUAUUUGUGUUUACUGUUUCAUACUGAUUAUGUCUCUUAUUGUUGUAGCCCUGGGAAAUGCUCCAAGUUGUCCCUAGAGUAUCAUGCAUCUAUUUACCUACUGCAUCUUCCAUCCUUUUUAGUUACUUUUCUACCACUUAAUGAGAUCAUUUUUCUAUCCCCUCCACUUUUAAAAUAUGUGUCCCUGCAAGUCAUUUGUUUGAAUAAAGCAUCAAGAUGCACUUAAGCUUGCACUGGGGGAAGUCUGGCAGCCAUCAUUGUUAAGGUAACAUUGUUUCAUACUGGAACGACUUCCCUUUUAUCCUCCUCCUUGCCAAGCUCAGAUUUUGCCAACGGGCAGCUCUGCAGCAGGAGUCUCACGUAACUGAGCUCAGAUAUGGGAAGCACUUUGCAGCAGUAGCCCAGAGCACAGGCCAGUCCGCACUGCUGAGAACUGUGAGCUGCAGACGUGCCCAAGAUAUAAAGGAAAAACCACACGUAAAAAUGGGAAAGUUGGCCAAAACAGAUAUGAAAGAAGUCUAUCCUCAACCCUUUUCACUGCCUAAGAGGGAAACUUUGGGGGAUUAUUACUGAUGUCUUUCAAGUAAUUUGCAUUUUUUUUUUGAGGAUAAGGGAAAACAGCAGUUCUUAGAACUAUAGUACCUGUCUCUGGCUGGUGAGACUGCCAACCAAAUAGCAGUCAAGGACUUAAAGAAACUGAUGCCUUUCAGACUCUCUGUUCUGGGAUGCUAGCAUCUCCUGAUGACUGAUGUCUGCACAUGCUGCCACAGGCCACUGCAAGAACUCUUGCGAGCUCCAAACUGAUAAUAUUGCUACAGCACUCACUUGAGUUUUGCCAGUGCAAUGCAACAUCAUUGUAAUUGUCACCUCAAUAGACAACAUAGCAGACUGUAGGUCUGAGCUAUUGAGUGGAAGGGAGCAUAUCAUUCAAGUGAUUUGCUGAACUAGAACAAAUCCUCUUCUGGCCCUGGACAGAGAUCAUAUUGCAGCCAAGGUAACUAUAGUGCUGUGAUUAUGGGGGCUGAACGCAAAUGCCUGUUCAUAAGGACUGGACUGAACCUGCUGAGACUGACUGCUCUCAUCCCUUUGAGAUAAAGCUUUGUCAUACAGCUGUUUACACUGUAAGACCCUGACUUCAUCAAGUUUUAAGUGGAAGGACCAGUCUAAGAGAACCGGUCAGCACUGUCACUAUGCUCCUGCUUCACGCUACUAACACCUGUAAAGCUGAACUCCUUUUUCAAAGGGAAAAAAAUUGUCCCUCAGGUCUAUAGCCCCUGAGCAGCAGCCAAUAUAUCUAGCAGAUGGCUCAUAUGCCUCAUAUUUACAUUUCUCCAAUCCCAGCCCCAGGCAGUUAAUUGACCCAGCAAGAAGAGUACAUUAAAAGCCAUGUAAUUGAGAGGUGCUGAGGUUCAGCUCGCCUCUGCGGAAUGGAUGUGCAACACAAGGUAAAAUACAAAAUUUUCAUGCAACACUGAACUAUCUCAGGAGAGAGCAAAUUCCUGAAUACAAACUUCUCAAGCAGAGGAUGCAAGAGGGUGACAUGCCUGAUCCAGUCCAGCAAGCAAGUAUUAGAUCCCAAAUGGCACUACUGAUGAACGUGCACAGCAGCUCAGCUGGAGAGAACAAGAGAUACAGCAAAUGGUUAUCCUGCCUAUAGAUGUAAGUGGAAGCAAUCCCAGACCUAUGGAAGAGAAAUGAAUUGCCAGCAGGGGGAUUUCUGCAUGAAGACAAACAGUCAAAAGCUGAUUUCCUCUAAAUUACUCUAAGGCUGGCAAGAUUUAGCUCACCUACUCAUAAAUUUGGAAACCUAUUUGUCCAGACUUCCUCUGUGGCCAGUGGAGAGCUCUAGGCCUCAUCAAAAGGCUAAUCCCUCAACACAGCCGAUUGACCCAUGGGAGGUAUCUAUUUCUUGCCAUUAAAAGGAGAGAGAGAAACUUUCCGAUACCUGCAUCUCGGUAGGAUAAAUUCCACCCCAAAUUCAGGCCCCUACUUUCUGACAAGGCAAUUCAGGACCCGAGGCCAGAAUCGUUUUAGACAAACAUCUGCAGUCACAAGAAGCAAAUACCAUGGAGGUGAGAAAGCUCUCUAAGCCUUUGAGAGCAGUGUGGGCAAAAGCAAUGUCCUGCGUACUUGGUGCGUGCAGGUGAGUGUACCGUCUCAACAGCAGUGAAGUGUUAUAUUUCAGAAGAAGGUUGCUGUGAUUUAUUUUUUUUUUUAACUGCUACCUACAGGUGACACUAAGAAUGCUACUUAAAUGUCAUUUGAUCAACACUGAGCCUUCAAAGUACUAUUUAAAAGAGGCUGCAAAUGUCUCCAAGCUUCUCUUGAUAGAGACUGGACAACUGUGUAGCACAUGGGAGCAGCCAUUUUGAUGGCAAUUCUAAAAGGAAAAGCAGGCAACGCCAUGCAUCAGGUUAUUAGUGGAUGUAGCCAGUGAGCCCAGAUGAUAAAAGUGCCCCCCAGGUCUUAGCCACAGUCCAACUUGCAUUUUUUCCCUUAAAAGUAUUUUGUUUCUUUGCUGCUCUUUUUUCCAUUAUAUAAAUGCAUCAUUUUUGCAAUAGCAUUAGUGGAGGAAGUUUAAUCUAUUUAGCUUAUAAAAUUAACAAUAGGAGAUAUGCUUUUAACUGAAAAAAGAACAAACAACAGAAAAAAAUUGCUUCCUGAAUCAUGGCAAAAUUUCUGAUUUGAGCAAAGAUAAUAUAAUUGCUUGAUCUCAAAUACCAUAGAAACUUAUAUCCACCCUUAGAUUUGCACAGUGCAAUUGGUGUAUAAAACUCAGUACAUGUUUAUUGGGACCUUCCUAAGGCGUCACACUAGAUCACCUGAUGCAAAAUAAGUUGCUGAUCCACUGCAGUUGUCACACAAACAAUAUGUGCAUGCAUGCACCUCCAUUAAGGCGUCUUGAUGUUGGAAAAUUUCAGAGAAAACAAAUUUAAUCAUGGGAAGCAAAAAAAAGAAUGAAGGCCUAAAGAUGAAGCCAGCACUUCUUGAUGCUCUUUCAGAAGCUGUCACAGAAUAUAGAUACUAUUCCAAGUAUCUUCUUAGUUUUGCCUGUAAAUGCAUGUCUCCCUGUUCCCAUCUAUUUUGGGCAAGGUCAGAAGUCCCCCAGAGCAUUAUAAUUAUCUCAGUCAGAAACGUCAGAAGAGUUUACAGCUGAAGUAGACGUCUGCCCAGAACAUGAAAAUCAGGUGCACCCUAUUGUGUGUUGAGGAGGUAUUAAAGCCAACUGCACACAGCUUUCAGGAGGAGAUUUGGGAAUCUGGUUGCAUUAGCAGGGGAGAUUUGUGUAGCAUCUCUGCUUUAGAAAGUAAGAGAAAAUAAGUCAUACUAUGCCUCUAGCCUUUAAUGUUAAGUCAUUAGGACUGAGCAAGUUAAACUUAUUUUAAAUAAAACCUUGGUGCAUCACCCAUUUGAAGGGAUGAAAAUAGACAUGCCCCUUAAUGUUAAUGCAAUGGUAAGGAUACAUUGGCGAUUCUCGGUGUUUCCCUUUGUUUAUUGCCAGUUUUCCCCUGCAAUAUGUUCAAGGGUUGUAAUCUCAGUGCCUAGUAGUCUGAUGGAAGUGAGGUUUUACUUUUAACAUGAAAAAAAUAAAAUAAAAAUCAGGUUUUGCUAGGGUAGUGUUAAAAUUCAAUAAUGUUAGAUUUGGUAUGCGACUGGAAAUUUUACUUUCACCUGCUGUAUAUUCAACAACACGUCAACUGCCAAUAUCUUCCUUAAGAAAUUAAAAAAAUCAACUCAUUAUUAAAGAGGAUAAGCCUUGCAAAGAGAUUUUAUAGCUUGGAAGGAAGUAACGGGCUCACACUGCGCUGGCAGACUUG